UGUGAAAAAGAUUGAAAUGAAAACGAAACGAACCCUGUGAAUGAAUCCUUCCUGUUGUAGUUUGUGUUGUGAAUUUUUAUUUGUUUUGUGAUCAAGAUAAUAUAAAAAAGAUACUUAUUUACAUUAUAUUGAUAUUAUCAAUUGAAAAACCGAUUCAAUAAUUGUAUUUACUUAACACCGAACGAAUUCAUGUGUGAGAAGCUGUUCCAUAGCAAGAAUGUAAUACGUGCCGCGUGCUGCUGAUUUUUGUAUAAUUUGUUUAUAAAAGUUGGAAUUGGUGCCCCAGGACGGUUAAACUUAAAACAAUAAAUAAAACAGUUGACAUUCUAAAAGCAUUUUAUUUAAAUUAAAAGUUGAAAAAUGGAUGAAGUUUUAGAAAAACUGGAAGCAACGUUUGUUGGCGCUGAUUCGGCUGAUAAAUCAAACUUUCAUGAUCUGUAUAAAAAUUGGGGAAGACUUGGAAACCAAGAGGAAAGGCGUAAGGAGCUUCUUGAAAUCCAAAAGCAUGAUCGUCAGAAUAAGCUCGACAAAUUUAGGGGGAUUCUGGACAUUGUACAGCAUAAUGAGGAAGACAUUUUUAAGUCCCAUACAAGAGUAUAUUACACCCCUAACAUAUAUGUAGCGGGAUUUAACCGGAAAUACACAUACAAUGAUGUGUUGAUGCUGUCCGAGUGGAUUGUAGAGAAACCAGAAGACUUUAAUGAGAAUUGGUACAUAACACCUUGUCCAAAAGGAAAACGUGUCCUUGUGGUCGCAAAUAAUGGUAUAACAAAAUUAUUCACCAAGUGUGGAAGAUUUGUUACUGAAUUUCGAACAGGUUUGCCCGGUGGUAACCCAUCAGGCAAACGGAGGUGCUGCAGUGUCAUAGAUUGCUUUUAUGAUGAAAAGAAUCACACUUUACAUGUGUUGGAUCUCCUUGCAUGGAAUAAUCAACCUAUGACUGAUUGUGAAACAGAAUUCCGACAUUUUUGGCUAACAUCACAGUUUUCUGAAAUGCGUCAACUUCAUGUGCAAACUAAACUAAAUAAAGUUAAAUUUAACUUGUUACCAAUGGAGCCCUGCACGCCAGAAAGUUUAAAUGCAUUCAUGAUGACAUGUCCGCAUUUCAAAGACAAUACUGCUGAAUUGGAUGGGAUCUUGUUUUAUCACAAAAAGGCGCAUUACGUAUCGGGAGAGACGCCAUUAGUGGGCUGGCUGUUUCCUUUCAUGGUACCUGAAAUUUUAGGAUCAGAUAUUACAGUACAUCCUAUUUAUAUGUCUGAGAAACCAAAAGACUAUGUGGAUCAGGCGACUUUUAUAAAGAAGUUUGAAGAAAAAUAUUCGAAAAGGAGAAACAGGCGCUCCAGAGACGAGAUGAACACAUCAACUUCUAGUCUUAAUUCUAGCAAGUCAGACAAAAACAAGAAGAAAGAUGCAGAUGCAAUGGAUGCUGAGGAGGUUGUGAAAGAGCAAACUGAGACUAUGGAUUCAGAAUCAGUAGCGCAAGAAGCUAUGGAAAAGAAUGAACCAAAGAAUGGCGUAUCAAUUGCAGACAUAGUUGAUUCUAAGUACAGUAUGGACGCCGAAGUGACGCCAAAAUAAAUUGACUUUAGUAAAUUGAAGAAAGUUCACGGAAGUGGUUGUAAAGGGUUCACUUAGAAUAAUGCAAUCGGAAUAAUUACUCUUAUAUUAUUCAAAUUUCUAUGAGGUUGCCCGAGUUGGUAUAGUAUUGAUGGCAUAACAGUGCUAUCCCGUUCGUUUUGCGAAAUUCUUCUUUAUAAUUAUACUGAGUACUUACCCAAUUCAUACAAAUGAUAUGUUAAAAACCCGAAUAUUGUGGGUAAUAUUAAAAAAAAAACUAUUUUUGUCUUGUUUCCGCUAGAUUGUUAAAAUUGUUACAUUUUAUAUAUAAAUCUAUGAUAUUCUUAGUUUCACGCAUCAAAAUGUCGACGCAUGAUAGUACAAAACUAAAGGUAAAACGUUUUUUUGGGAUUUAAUUAUACAUAUAGCUAGAUCUUUAUAUUGCUGAGAAAAUGCGAUGCUAAUGCAUAAAAAUAUUUAUUAUUUGUAAAACUAAUUUGAAAGUGAAUUUCGAAAACCGUUAGAUAUUUUUUGAUAAUUUGUUCAAUACCUACCUAUAUUUUUUAUUUAGGUAAGUAUAUUAUUUGAUCUCUUUAUUUUGACUAUCUUUAAUAAUAUUUUAAGCAGUAAGUAUCUAAAAAUAAAUGGAAUCUUAUUUCCUUAUAUUAGACGAGAAUAGAAAAAGCGGACCCUAACUAACUUUGCUAAAAGAAUGCCUGUUUUUACACGUAGUAGGUAGUUAUUGUUAAUCUUUGGUAAAACGUUUCAGCGAAUAUAGAUAUUUAACUACUGUUACUGGAGGUAAAUUAAGUUACCUAAAAUAAUAUUAAUAUUUUUCUAAUAAAAUAUAAAUGAUUAUCAGAAUAAAACAUUUAUGCGACAAGGUGAUGGUUUUCAUUAUUCUGAUAGAUAAAUUCAUUUUUUUCCAAUAUGUUUAGAUAAAUGAAAACUUAGUAGAUAAACAGCAUGUACAGAAAGAUUACAACAUAAUGUAACAAGUUUUACAUUAUGUUGUAAUCUUUAUUUUGGGUUUUCUCAGUUAUUGUUUUCUGUAAGUCAGUUGUUAUAAAAUUGUACAUUUUUAUUGUGUUUACAUGGCUAAUAUUCAUAUAAUUUUUGGUUCAAAGUCUCAGUGAAAAAUAUCA
Molecule: messenger RNA, 2705 nt
Organism: Amyelois transitella
Lineage: Eukaryota; Metazoa; Arthropoda; Insecta; Lepidoptera; Pyralidae
Gene: Snup
Product: snurportin-1
Exons: 9
Coding region: 361-1581 (406 amino acids)
Biological process (GO): snRNA import into nucleus
Cellular component (GO): cytoplasm; nucleus
Source: RefSeq, a predicted model, not a curated record